Oryza brachyantha (malo sina) is the source of this 1051-nucleotide messenger RNA. RefSeq names its product probable aquaporin TIP2-1. The transcript has 3 exons. Gene Ontology annotation, cellular component: plant-type vacuole membrane. Gene Ontology annotation, biological process: water transport; transmembrane transport. The coding region runs from base 57 to 803 and encodes 248 amino acids. The record is from RefSeq and is a predicted model, not a curated record. Lineage: Eukaryota; Viridiplantae; Streptophyta; Magnoliopsida; Poales; Poaceae. Gene Ontology annotation, molecular function: water channel activity.
AGCUCUCUUAAGUGUUAGAGACAAUUAAUUCCACACUUGUCAGAGUAAGGGUGAAAAUGGUGAAGCUCGCGUUGGGAAGCUUGGGUGACUCCUUCAGCGCCGCCUCCGUCAAGGCCUACGUGGCGGAGUUCAUCGCCACCCUCCUCUUCGUCUUCGCCGGCGUCGGAUCGGCCAUUGCCUAUGGGCAAUUGACUAAUGGCGGCGCGCUCGACCCGGCCGGCCUUGUGGCGAUCGCCAUCGCCCAUGCACUCGCGCUCUUCGUUGGCGUGUCCGUCGCCGCCAACAUCUCCGGUGGCCACCUUAACCCGGCCGUGACGUUCGGCCUCGCCGUCGGCGGGCACAUCACCAUCCUCACCGGGCUCUUCUACUGGGUCGCCCAGCUGCUCGGCGCCUCCGUCGCCUGCCUUCUCCUCAAGUUCGUCACCCACGGCAAGGCCAUCCCGACGCACGGCGUCGCCGGCAUCAGCGAGCUGGAGGGCGUCGUGAUGGAGGUCGUCAUCACGUUCGCGCUGGUGUACACGGUGUACGCCACGGCGGCGGACCCCAAGAAGGGCUCGCUCGGCACCAUCGCGCCCAUCGCCAUCGGCUUCAUCGUCGGCGCCAACAUCCUCGCCGCCGGGCCCUUCAGCGGCGGCUCCAUGAACCCGGCGCGCUCCUUCGGCCCGGCCGUCGCCGCCGGCAACUUCGCGGGCAACUGGGUCUACUGGGUCGGCCCACUGGUCGGCGGCGGCCUCGCCGGGCUCGUGUACGGCGACGUGUUCAUUGGCUCCUACCAGCCGGUCGCCGACCAGGACUACGCUUAACGUGGAUGGAUCGAAGUAUCCGUGUCAGUUUGCAUGCAUCGUUUGCUUUGAUAUUCGUCGUGUGUGAAAAUUCACGGGUUCUGUAUGUUCCCGUUUACCUUUUCUUAAUUAAACACGGUACGUGUAGAAGGUCUCUUUCUGCGAUUUUGUUGUCGGAAGGAAAAAAAUCAAAGUUUAAAAUUUCAUAUAAACGAUUGGUACGAUCAAUUUGCAUUCGAUUUGGUAAUUUGUACCUGGAUAGUUGGAAG